GUGUCGUCAACGCGAUUUGUAUAGUCACCACUCACCACCUUCGCUACUUUGAAAGUCUUUUUCGUCUCGACUCUCGGCAAGCAAGAAGAGGAUUUUGCAGCAUCCAUUAACCAUGGCCCCCGACAAGAAGCAAAAAGGACGCAACAAGAAAAUCACCCUGAUUCAAAAUUCUAAAAAAGAAGAAAAGGCCUCAUCUAAUGGAACUUCAAAUGGAUCGGCAGAAAUGACAGAAGAAGAGGCACUUUGUGCCAAAUUGGAUGAGGAGGCAAGAAUCAAUGCAGAAGCAAGAGCAUGCACUGGGUCCCUUGCCGUGCAUCCGCGUUCAAGGGACAUCAAAUUUGCCAACUUUUCUAUUACCUUUUUCGGGUCAGAGAUGCUUCAAGACACAAUGUUGGAGCUAAAUUGUGGUCGACGGUAUGGUUUACUGGGUUCUAAUGGGUGCGGCAAAUCGUCUCUUCUGGCAGUACUUGGCAACCGGGAAGUACCUAUUCCAGAGCACAUAGAUAUUUUUCAUCUGACCCGUGAAAUUCCAGCCAGCUCGAAAAGUGCCCUUCAGUGCGUCAUGGAAGUGGAUGAAGAACGUAUCAAACUGGAAAAAAUGGCCGAUCAACUUGUCGAACUAGAAGAUGAUGAAUCCCAGGAGAGGUUAAUGGAUAUCUACGAUCGCCUAGAUGAAAUAUCUGCGGAUGUAGCCGAAGCGAAAGCUUCACGUAUCCUCCACGGUCUAGGAUUUACAAAAGAAAUGCAACAGAAAGCAGCCAAAGAUUUUUCUGGAGGAUGGCGAAUGCGAAUUGCUUUGGCUAGGGCUUUGUUUGUAAAGCCUCAUUUACUGCUAUUGGAUGAACCAACAAAUCAUCUUGAUCUUGACGCUUGCGUAUGGUUGGAGGAAGAACUGAAAACAUACAAACGUAUUCUUGUUAUUAUUUCACAUUCGCAGGACUUUUUGAAUGGCGUUUGUACGAAUAUUAUUCACAUGACCCAAAAGCGAUUGAAAUAUUAUACCGGAAACUACGAACAGUUUGUAAAAACACGGAUGGAGCUGCUGGAAAAUCAGAUGAAGCAAUAUAACUGGGAACAGGAUCAGAUAGCACACAUGAAAAAUUAUAUUGCGCGGUUUGGUCACGGAUCUGCAAAAUUGGCUCGCCAAGCACAGUCAAAGGAGAAAACUCUUGCUAAAAUGGUAGCCCAAGGUCUAACUGAAAAAGCUAUUGACGAGAAACAAUUGAACUUUUAUUUUCCGUCAUGUGGUACAAUCCCACCGCCAGUCAUUAUGGUCCAAAACGUUAGCUUUCGUUAUAAUGAUAAAACGCCGUAUAUCUAUAAAAAUCUUGAGUUUGGUAUCGAUUUAGACACAAGGUUAGCGUUAGUUGGUCCAAAUGGUGCCGGAAAAAGUACAUUAUUGAAGCUUUUGUAUGGAGAUCUGGUGCCUACUUCGGGAAUGAUUCGCAAGAACUCUCACCUUCGCAUUGCGAGAUAUCACCAGCACUUACACGAAUUGCUUGAUAUGGAUAUGAGUCCUUUGGACUACAUGUUGAAAUCCUUCCCAGAAGUUGUCGAAAGAGAGGAAAUGCGCAAGAUCAUAGGUCGUUACGGAUUAACCGGUAGACAACAAGUUUGUCCAAUCCGGCAACUUUCUGACGGUCAGAGGUGUCGUGUUGUUUUUGCUUACUUAGCUUGGAAAAAACCGCAUCUUUUGUUGUUAGAUGAACCUACCAAUCAUUUGGAUAUGGAAACGAUUGAUGCACUAGCCGACGCAAUUAACGAUUUUGAAGGAGGUUUGGUGCUCGUCAGUCACGAUUUCCGACUUAUAAAUCAGGUUGCAAAUGAAAUCUGGAUCUGCGAAAACGGAACCGUCACUAAGUGGAAUGGAAACAUUCUAGACUACAAGGAGCAUCUCAAAAAUAAUAUAGCAAGAGAGGCGAAAAACUCUGACAAAUAGUGAAAUUAUACAAUGAUUAAACACUAACCAAAUUAACUCAAUUAAACAAUCUAAAAAUAUAUAAAUACCCAAUAGUAGCAGAUGCCUUUGCAAAAAAAUAAUGAUACAAAAUGUAACCGUGACAGCAUUGAUUUACCACCUGAUUUUGAUUACAGUUUUGAGCGUAAUUUGUUAUGUGACAACCGAAACUAUCAUAUAUUUUCAAAUAGCAAAUGGAGUUUAUUAAGAUGUAAAAUAAAAGUCAAACGUUAUUUGUGAAACGAAUGCUGAACCUUCAAAGACGAAUAUGCACUAGCUUGAAAACUAAUAUGAGUUCACGUUAUGAAUUAUGCCUACAUUUAUAUUAGCACAAUCAUACGCCGACAGUUUUAUGUACCUAUCAGGAAAUUUCAAAGUAGAUCUUUAUGUUGGCAAGUCGUGGCUCUUGAACACGAUAUGUCUUUUUUCUUCAGGGCGAUGUUCCUGGAAUAUGCAAGUAAAUUUGAGUCGAUUGA
Molecule: messenger RNA, 2433 nt
Organism: Sabethes cyaneus
Lineage: Eukaryota; Metazoa; Arthropoda; Insecta; Diptera; Culicidae
Product: ATP-binding cassette sub-family F member 2
Exons: 4
Coding region: 113-1939 (608 amino acids)
Molecular function (GO): ATP hydrolysis activity; ATP binding
Source: RefSeq, a predicted model, not a curated record